AUGAACGGUGUAGCUGAAAGAAUGAAUCGUACUCUGACUGAAAAGGCACGUGCAUUAUUGAUAGAUUCACAGCUUCCUAAAGAGCUUUGGGGCGAGGCCCUACGAUAUGCGAUAUACGUCACCGAUCGUAGUCCCACUGCUUCCCUUAAUGUUACACCAUUUGAAAUGUGGGCGGGGAGACGUCCUAAUGUGUCUAAUUUUAGAAUAUUUGGGUCUUCAUAUGCCCAUAUUCUGCAAAAACUCCGAAUGAAAUUAGACCCUCGUGGUGUGAAAUUGAAAAUGGUUGGAUAUGCUCCGGGGCAUACAGAUUAUGGGAUGCUAAGGAAAGGAGGAUACGCAUAG
Molecule: messenger RNA, 342 nt
Organism: Danaus chrysippus (African queen)
Lineage: Eukaryota; Metazoa; Arthropoda; Insecta; Lepidoptera; Nymphalidae
Source: the annotation of a GenBank genome assembly